UCUCUGAAAACAAUUGGUGGCUUUGUAUCUGGUUCUUUGUGAAGUCCUAAAAAGCAGAUAUAUUAUGUGAAAAGCCAUACAAACUCACUCCAAUCCCUUCACUUGUUCUUCCUUCAAUUUUUCUCGUUAAAUGUGCUUCCGUUGGUUUGGAUAAAAUUGAUCAAAUGACGAGACAGAAAAUCCAGAUCAAGAAAAUCGACAACUUAGCGGCGAGGCAGGUGACUUUCUCUAAGAGGAGAAGAGGGCUUUUCAAGAAAGCUCAUGAGCUCUCUACUCUUUGCGAUGCCGAGAUUGCUCUUUUAGUGUUUUCUAACACCGGGAAGCUCUUCGAGUACUCCAACACCAGUACGAGGCAGGUGAUUGAAAGGCGAAAUCUGCUGUCAGAAAGGAUCGACAGAUUGGAUCCAAUUCCAUCCCUUGAACUGCAGCUUCAAAGUAGCACAUGUGCCAUGUUGAGCAAGGAGAUAGCAGAAAAGACACGAGAACUGAGGCAGCUGAGAGGAGAGGAGCUCCAAGGGUUAGAUUUAGAGGAAUUAAAACAGCUUGAGAAAUUACUUGAAGGAGGCCUUAAACGAGUUACGCAAACUAAGGAUGAACGAUUUUUCAAAGAAAUCAGCACCCUCAAAAGGAAGGGAGUAGAACUGACAGAAGAAAACCAGCGUUUGAAAGAGAAAAUGGUGAAUUUGCCACCUCAUGUGGCUGAGCAAGGCCGACCAUCAGAGUCUAAUGGCCAUGCAUGGAGAAGCUUUAGCUCUGACAUUUCUCUCAGAUUGGGAUUACCUUACCCUAACUGAGUGUUCAUCAUCUUAUUAUCUUCAAAUGGCGUGUCUCUCAGUAAAUAUAGAAUCUGGCUCCUGUACGUAUUAUCAUAUUUAUAACAAAUUUAUGGCCACAAAUAAAACUUCUUGUUGAGUUAGUCAUUCGGAUUAUGGAAAAACUCGAUUAAAGUAUAUUUGGGUUUUCCAUGCCUAUUAAUUUAAGUGUAUAAAUGAUGAGCUGAUGAGCCAUUUUGUGAUAUCA
Molecule: messenger RNA, 1020 nt
Organism: Hibiscus syriacus
Lineage: Eukaryota; Viridiplantae; Streptophyta; Magnoliopsida; Malvales; Malvaceae
Product: MADS-box protein SVP-like
Exons: 10
Coding region: 165-794 (209 amino acids)
Biological process (GO): positive regulation of transcription by RNA polymerase II
Cellular component (GO): nucleus
Molecular function (GO): DNA-binding transcription factor activity, RNA polymerase II-specific; protein dimerization activity; RNA polymerase II cis-regulatory region sequence-specific DNA binding
Source: RefSeq, a predicted model, not a curated record